Molecule: messenger RNA, 3033 nt
Organism: Phlebotomus argentipes
Lineage: Eukaryota; Metazoa; Arthropoda; Insecta; Diptera; Psychodidae
Gene: Xpc
Product: DNA repair protein complementing XP-C cells homolog
Exons: 5
Coding region: 145-2964 (939 amino acids)
Biological process (GO): nucleotide-excision repair; mismatch repair
Cellular component (GO): nucleus; XPC complex; nucleotide-excision repair factor 2 complex
Molecular function (GO): single-stranded DNA binding; damaged DNA binding
Source: RefSeq, a predicted model, not a curated record
UCGGAUUAGUAGUUUUUAGAUUUCCGCCAAUUUCAGAGACGCUCGGGAAAAAUUCAAGAUUUCUCCGGGAAAUCAUCAGAUUUAUCCAAUUUUCCGGUGGAAUCAGCUUCUUGGGCAUCCUUAGCGGCAGAAGCCUUGAACACAAUGUCGGAUGCGGAUGAGUUUCCAGACUCGGAGGAGGAAUCUCCUGAUGACUUCUCCGCCAGUGAGGACGAGUGGAAGCCCUCGAAAAAGGAUGCGUCCUCGAGCGAAGAGGAAGACCUUGAAGUCUCUGAUGAUGAGGAAGCGGGAACAAGCAGCCGCGGAGGCAAAAGGAAGCGUGCAGCAGUGACUAGAGGAAAGGGAAACGUCUCACCGGCGAAGAGAAAGACUGCAAAUCUCAGAUCGAAGCUGUUCAAGAAGUACCAGCCACCCCCAAAAACGGUGAAGAGUCCUCCGGGACCGCCGAGAAUCAUUCCAGGCUCUAUACAGCAGAUUCUGAAUCAAUCACGCUACCAGAAGGGCAAGAAAGUGGCGCAAUCUGAAGAUUCCAGCAGCAGUGGCGAUGAACAUCUCGUGCCGGCGUCUGAACUUGAUCUCGGAUCGAGUUUCUUCAGUGGAAAGGAUCGGAAGGAAGCCACGCCGCCUCCGGAGUUUGACUGCAACAUUGGCACGAGACUGUCGGACUCCGAAGAGGAGGAUGAACAGCCGGACAUCGAGGAAAAGGACGCCAAAAUCAUGUCGAAGAUUGUCUCGAGAAUCAAUCAAUCUUCCUCCAAGUCCGUGCACUUCAGGAAGCUGGCGGACUUCACUGAGGCGAAACCAGAGACUUCCUCAGCAGCUAAACAUGACAAUCUCGACAUUUCUUCCCUGCUGGCGAUGGGAGAAUCCACUGGAGCGGCGGCCAAGAGUGUCGCCAAGAGUCCGAGCAAGAGUCAGAAGGCUGCGAAGGGACGCAAGAGAGCCGCGGCCAGGGAUUCCGAAUCGGAUUGGGAGGAAGUUGAAGGUAAAUUGAUUAAAAGUACAAAGAAAAGAGCCUUAAAAGAUGCCCAGAAGAGUCUUUACUGGGAGAAUCCUCAGGAGGAGCAAAUCCCGGCGGAUGGCAUAGUCGUGGAGCUUCCGUCGGAGUUUCGGCGUCGCACCAAGAAGGAAGUCGACAUGGAAGCGUGCAUUAAGCGGAAACUCAAUCGCCAGAUCAAGGAGAAUCAAGUUUAUCUGCACAAAUCGAAUCUUGUCUGUUUUCUCGCCACGGGAAAUCAAUUGAAUGCCAUUCUGUGCAAGGGAAAACUUCUGGACGCCGCCGUGAAGCUUCUGCCCAGCAAGAAUAGCUAUCCGACGAAGAACGGCGCGGAUUCUCAGUAUUUCCAGAACAUGACAAGUUGGUUCAGAGGUGUUAUCAAGCUGGAUGAGCCGAAGAUGUACGGAGAAUUGAGUCCAGAUAAACUCCAGGAUCAAUUGGAUGAGGAGAUUCGUGAGAGAAAAGCUUCAUGCUUCAGGAACUUCAUAUUGAUCUUCCUUUUGCUCCUUCGCGGCAUGGCAAUUGAUUCGAGAUUGAUUAUGAACUACACGGGAAAUCCUUUGAGACCUCCGACAAGUAAAUUGUGCAGAAUUUCCGCGAAGCCAAAGGUGGAAAAGCCGUCAAAGGAUGUCAAAAGGGUGAAGAUAGAGCAAAAGCCACUUCCUGUUAAUGGAAAAUCGCCUGAGAAGAUGGAUGAGAAGAGGAAAACUCGUUCCCAGGUGAAAAAUGAAGCAUCACAGAAGCCAAAUCUUGCCAAGCUGAAGCCUCAAGUGAAGAAAAUUGAGUCUCCGCAGCCUUCAACGUCGCGCUCAAGUCGCUUAUUUGCUCCGGAAGCUGUGAUUCCCAGGAAGCCCAAUCUGAAAGCCAUCGACAGGCGUGUCUUGUCCUCAGACAGCGAUGACUGGACGAAGGAGAAGCGACAGAAGGAGAAUAAGAUGGACAUUUGGGUGGAAGUGUUCUCGGACAAGGAGAAAAAGUGGCUGCCGAUCGAUUUGUUCAAUGGGAAAGUGGACAAAGUUGAGAAGCUCAUCCAAACGGCCACUCAGCCAAUUGCCUACGUCUUCGCCUGGCAUGCCGACAAGACGGUGAAGGAUGUGUCGCCCAGAUACUGUCCACAGUGGAAUACGGUGACCAGGAAGUUCAGGAUCGAUCGGGAGUGGCUGGAAGAGACGCUGCAGCCGUUCGUGGGCAGGAAGACGCGCAGAGAUAAGGAGGAGGACAGAGAACUGGACAAGAUUCAUCUGGACAAGCCUCUGCCGAAGACAAUCACGGAGUACAAGGAUCAUCCACUGUAUGUGCUGGAGCGACACUUGCUCAAGUACCAGGCGAUCUAUCCGCCCAAUCCGCCGCCUCUUGGCUACGUGAGGAACGAGCCUGUGUACGCCAGAGAGUGCGUCCACACGCUCCACACGCGCGAGACGUGGCUGAAGCAGGCGCGCGUCGUGAAGCCCGAGCAAACGGCCUACAAAGUUGUGAAGACACUUAAGUGGGACAAGUACUCGAGCACUCUGCUGAAAGACGUGCCUUUGGACAUCUUUGGCGUGUGGCAGACCGAUCCCUUCGUCCCGCCCGUGGCCAAGGACGGCAUUGUGCCGCGCAACGAGUACGGCAACGUUGAGCUCUUCAAGGCGUGCAUGCUGCCCAAGAACACCGUUCAUCUGCAGCUGCCCGGCAUCAAUAAGAUCUGCAAGCGACUCAGCAUUGACUGCGCUCCGGCCAUUGUGGGCUUCGACUUCCACAAUGGCUGGUGCCAUCCGACGCUGGACGGCUUCGUGAUAUGCAAGGAGUUCGAGGACACGGUGCUGGACGCGUGGAAUCAGGAGCAGGACGAGGCGGAGCGCAAGGAGGACGAGAAGCGCGACAAGCGAGUGUACGGCAAUUGGAGGAAGCUGAUCAAAGGGCUGCUGAUUCGCGUCAGGCUCCAGGCCAAGUACAAUUUCAAGGGUGAGGAGGAGGAGAUGGCAUGAGUAUUGGACUUAAACUACCUCUCGCGAUGGUGCAGUGUGGAUUUUGUCAAAUUUGCACAAUAAAUUCAA